UCGGUCGGUGUGGAAGCACUGCACUCUCUUCCGACGAGUGACUAUCCUGCCUGUACUUACCAUAAUAUAUUACUCAGAAGAGUUGACGGGAAAGCGAAACCAGACGAGAAAACCAGCGGGGGACUCUUAUAAAAUCCCGGCUUUGAGCGCUGCGACCGACAGAAGGCUGUAAUCUGAAGCAAGAGGAGCGAGGAUCUCACCGCGGACUGGAUGACAAGCUCCACGGUAUUAUAGGUGCACCGGAGUCUGCCGACGACAUGGAAGAGAAAUAGUUGUUUGGAUUCAGCCGAGGUCAUGGAUGCAAGCUGGAAAAACUGCUUCGAAGAGGAACUUCUGUGUCCCAUUUGCCUGAAUGUUUUCGACGAGCCCAUCCAGCUGCCGUGCAAGCACAACUUCUGCAAGGGUUGCAUCUCUGAGGCUUGGGCCAAAGACACCGCCGCGGUCCGCUGUCCAGAGUGCAACCAUGACUACGACCAGAAGCCCACACUGGAGAAGAACUUCAAGCUCGCCAACAUAGUGAAGCGCUUCAAUGCUUUGAACACUGAGAAAGCCCCCCCUGUGCUGCACUGUGUCCUCUGCAGACGAGGCCCCCCGCUGCCCGUGCGGAAAGUCUGUCUGCGUUGUAAGGAGCCCUGCUGCCAAACUCAUAUCCAGACGCACCUACAGCAGCCGUGUGCGGCGCCGGGACACCUGUUAGUCGAUGCUGAGGAGCUGAGCGCUUGGACCUGUCCCAGUCACGAGGAAUACAGGCUGCUCCACUGUGAGGAAGAGCAGGUGGCUCUGUGUCCGUUCUGCUGCAUCUCUCACUGCACUAACCAAAGACACACAGUCUGCGAUGUUGAUACGCAACGCAUACAAAUGCAGGCCAUGCUAAUGAGGCAGCAAGACAGACUGGAAGGUCGUGUUCAGAACAUCGAUGAGCACCUCAACAAGCUGGAGUCAGACAAGACACUGAUGAAGGAUGCAGUGUCUGAACUGAAGGAGCGUGCAAGAGCCCAGUAUCAGCGGAUGCAUGCGCUGCUAGAAGCAAACCAGGCUGAAACCAUGCAGAUGCUGGAGAGCACCUACAACUCGUACGUGAGGAAGAACUCCCAGCAGGUGCUGCAGCUCAACGAGAGGCGCCACGAAGCAGAAAAACUCCUGAGCUCAGUGCAAACAUUCUUCCAAAAGGCGGGCAGUUUGAAUUUCAUGAAGAAUACAAAACCUUAUCAGCUCCUCAUGGACAGGUCAAACUCACAUCUGAAUAGCAUUAUCCCUUCAGUCAGAGUGGGCCAGCUCAACUCUCAUCAUUUGCUGUCCGACCUGUCAACAAAAGAGAAGAACUUGCGAAAAAUGCUGGAGGAACCGUUCAAUGAGUCGCCUCUUCUGGAGAUUGUGCAGUCUCACAGCAGCUCUGCUAGCUCCCAGUUGGGGACUAGUUCAGGAAUACAGAAGAGGAAAUACAGCAUGGCGUUCCUGGAGGCUAACCCAGAAAGCUCCCAGAAUCCUCCACCUUUGCUCUACAGCAGCAAAAAACCCUUCCUGGCCAACCAAGGUCACCGGGCAUCAUCUGUAUAUGCCUCUGAAGUCCUCUCACAGAAUCCUCACACUGGCCCUGGUCAUAGUCGGCUCCUAGAUACUUCAGCCCAUCACAUGGUGGGUCUAGGGUCCAGCUCUAGCCACCACUCAGGAACCAUAUUCCCAUCCUCCCACUUCUCAAGUGUUGGUGCCUCACAACAAGCCGUGUAUGAAGGGAGGAAAGUACUGAUGUGUACUUGCUGCUCCAGGGCCCCCGCUGCUUGCGCCCGGCCUCCGUACCCAGCAUCGGACACCUUCCCCUCUGUGACCUCUCAGGAGUUUGCCCCACAUGCCCCUCUACCCUCAAGUCAGCCACUGCAGCAUUUUCCCAUGAGGGGACUGAUGGAAACAUCGCAGACAGCCAGACAUGCCGAAUUCUAUGGGCUGUACGGCCAGUCUUCAACCAAGCAUUAUGGGACCAAAUAAUAAACCCGAAUCAGCAUCCGUUCUGUUUUAUUAGAUCACGUUUGGCAUCAAGAAGUUCCAUGUUUGCUUUUUUUUUCUCCUUUCCAUUUUGAUUCAGAGACGCGACCCCAGAUUAUAUCUCCACACACCUUCAUGACAAUCACUCUUGACAUCUAUUUGAAACCAUUUGGGGAGAACGUGCCCUGUUAACUUGUGUAGCUCUGUUUACUCCCCGAAUCACAGUGACAGUACUAAUGAUCUAAUUUGAAAGCAUUAUUUAUUGUCUGUUUCAGUUCGACUGGAAGUGCUAAUGUGAAUAAUGUAGUCUUAAAUCCAUUCAAACUUAAGAAAUGACAUAUUCUUCAGGGGUCCUGGCAUGGGACUCCAGAGACUCCAGUGCCUAAAGAGACUGUUAACAAACUUGUAUUGUACUUGCAAUUUCCUAACUCUUGAUUAAUUCCUGUUUGCAGCUGAAAGCAUGCAGGGAGCCUCUCCAUGCACUCCAAAGUCCAUGUGGCUUUAGAAAAAAAAACAAAAAAAAACACUGGACUGCAAAUGUUUUGUUUUUUUCCAGAUUCAGGUUUUUCAUUAGUUUUUUUUUAUAGAAGAUUAUGAAUAAACCAAAAUCUUUUGAAUAAAUAAAAAA
Neolamprologus brichardi is the source of this 2608-nucleotide messenger RNA. RefSeq names its product E3 ubiquitin-protein ligase TRIM8-like. NCBI's taxonomy places the organism in Eukaryota, Metazoa, Chordata, Actinopteri, Cichliformes, Cichlidae. The record is from RefSeq and is a predicted model, not a curated record.